AUUUUUUAAUUUAAACUCGCUUGAAGCUUAGCUGCAAUAGAAAUCAAAUCAUUAAAAAUGAAACUGCAAUUAGUGCAUACUAUAAAUCUAGUAUUAAUAAUAAACUGUGUUAUCAUUGUUGCCAAAAAUAGUACUGAAAAUGAAAAGAAACUUGAUACGGAGCUAAAUCAAAGUAUAUUUGCUGAAGGAUUAUCCCAACUGAAUCUAGAUGACGAGCCAAAACGAAGGAUUAUUGGUCGUAAAGGUGUUUCGAUAAACACAACAGAACCAUCUAGCAAUGAAACACAGAUAUCUCAUUAUAAGACUACUCAUGACGAAUCAUCUCAUAGCUCAAAAGUUGAUAUUUCAACAAUUUCACCAAUCACCGUCCUUAAAAACAAUAUUACUAACAAUACUGUCGUUACAGUACUUAGUAAGAAUAAUGAAAGUGAUCAUACGAUUUUAGAUUCUCAUAAUAACACAGUUCCAACAAACUUAUCAUCUCCAACUGUAUCUAAUACUUCAAUAUCACUUAAUACAUCCAAAAUAAUAUCCACUACUUCAACAAUCAAUCCACUAUCUACAACAACAACAACAACAACAGUAGCAACGACAACUAAAUUGAUAUCAAGUUCAACAGCCAAAACCACACAGAAACCUAAAAAACCAGAAAUUACUUAUAGCGCUGAUGAUGACAUCCAAAUACGUGAGUCUGAGAAAAAUAUCAACUACAAUGUUGCAAAUGAAAAGUCUGAUGAAAUUCCAAAAGUUGAGCAGGACAUUGACAGGCAUAUGCUUAACGAGAAGCGUGCACAAAGCAGCUACAUGUUAUAUUUAGGUUUGGUCUUUGCUCUUCCAACAACAUUCGUACUGAUAAAUAUUGCAUAUAGACGAAUUAAAAAUUAUCUCGAAGUUCGACAUUAUACACGUGUCGACUUUCUCGUUGAUGGGAUGUACGUUAGUUAAAUCUUUAUCAAAAUUAUAUCCAUGUUAACAAGAAUUUAUUAAAUUAAUGAACGAUGAGAACUAUAAGAGAUUGGAUGAAUACUGGAAGAUGAUAAGUGCCUUGAAAGUACCAUACUACUUAAUACUUAUUACCAUCAAUCAAUUAACUACCUUCAAAAAGAAAUCCUCCUUCUGUUGUUGAAAACACAGUGAAAUUUGUUAAACGUUUUUGAUUCC
Molecule: messenger RNA, 1161 nt
Organism: Chironomus riparius
Lineage: Eukaryota; Metazoa; Arthropoda; Insecta; Diptera; Chironomidae
Source: the annotation of a GenBank genome assembly